Molecule: messenger RNA, 258 nt
Organism: Lodderomyces theae
Lineage: Eukaryota; Fungi; Ascomycota; Pichiomycetes; Serinales; Debaryomycetaceae
Exons: 1
Coding region: 1-258 (85 amino acids)
Biological process (GO): mitochondrial respiratory chain complex IV assembly
Cellular component (GO): mitochondrial intermembrane space
Source: RefSeq, a predicted model, not a curated record
AUGAAGCCGAGUAAUAGACUACUAAGCAACUCCAAUUCCAAUGGUGUUGAUGAGGAUGAUGACGACGAGCCUGAUGAGUGGGAUAAACGAAUAAUCAACACUGGUUGUCAUCAAGAAAACUUGAACUUGCAACUAUGUCAUGCAGAUACUGGCGAUUGGAGAAAGUGUUUAAAGGAAAUGCAAGCCUUCAGAGCAUGUUGGGAAAGGAAUAAGAAUAAUGAGAGGACAUCCACUGUGGAUAAUCCUGAAGCCAAGUGA